Molecule: messenger RNA, 3090 nt
Organism: Trichoderma reesei QM6a
Lineage: Eukaryota; Fungi; Ascomycota; Sordariomycetes; Hypocreales; Hypocreaceae
Product: exoribonuclease
Exons: 3
Coding region: 1-3090 (1029 amino acids)
Biological process (GO): nuclear-transcribed mRNA catabolic process
Cellular component (GO): nucleus
Molecular function (GO): RNA binding; 5'-3' RNA exonuclease activity; zinc ion binding
Source: RefSeq, a predicted model, not a curated record
AUGGGUAUCCCCGCGGCCUUCCGAUGGCUAUCCAACAAGUACCCCAAAAUCAUCUCCCCCGUGAUAGAGGAGACGCCCAUCACCACCGACGAUGGCGUUACCAUCCCGGUUGACACCACCAGACCCAACCCCAAUGGCGAGGAGCUCGACAACCUGUACCUGGACAUGAAUGGCAUUGUCCACCCAUGUUCGCAUCCCGAGGACAGGCCUGCGCCCGCCGACGAGGAGGAGAUGAUGCUCGAGGUCUUUCGAUAUACCGACCGUGUCGUCAACAUGGUGCGCCCGCGCAAGAUCCUCAUGAUUGCCGUUGACGGAGUCGCGCCAAGAGCGAAGAUGAACCAGCAGCGGUCGCGACGAUUUCGAUCAGCUCGGGAAGCCAAGGAGAAGGAAGAGGACAAGCAAGCGCUCAUCGAGUUGCUCAAGCGCCAGAAUGGCGGCGUCUUCGAAGCUGCAGACUCCGAGGCCGUUGUCAAGAAGGCGUUCGAUUCCAACUCCAUCACCCCGGGCACGCCAUUCAUGGAUAUCCUCGCCGUGAGUUUGCGGUACUGGUGCCAGUACAAGCUUAACACGGAUCCCGCCUGGGCUAAGCUGAAGAUCAUCAUCUCUGAUGCUACCGUGCCGGGCGAAGGUGAACAUAAAAUCAUGUCCUUCAUCCGAUCCCAGCGCGCCUCCCCAAACUACGAUCCCAACACCCGCCAUGUCAUCUAUGGCUUGGAUGCCGAUCUCAUCAUGCUGGGACUCGCCACGCACGAACCUCACUUCCGAGUUCUGCGCGAAGAUGUCUUCUUCAACGAAGGCAAGAACAGGGCUUGCAAGCUCUGUGGCCAAAAAGGGCACGAGGCAAACAACUGUCGUGGAACCGCAAAGCCCAACGAUAUGGCCGAGGGCGAUGAGCAAGCCAAGGCCGUGCAGGCCCCCCUGAAGCCCUUCAUCUGGCUGCACGUCUCUGUCUUGAGGGAGUAUCUCGCCAUCGAGCUGUCUGUUCCCGACCUUCCCUUCAGGUUUGAUCUGGAGCGGGCCAUUGACGAUUGGAUCUUCAUGUGCUGCUUCGUCGGUAAUGAUUUCUUGCCUCACUUGCCAGCUUUGGAAAUUCGCGAACACGGAAUCGACACCUUGACCACGAUUUGGAGAAACAGCUUGCCGUCCAUGGGCGGCUAUGUCACUAAAGAUGGUCACAUUGAUUUGGAGAGAGCCCAAGUCAUACUUGACGGCCUUGCCAGCCAAGAGAGUGCAAUCUUCAAGCGAAGAAAAGAACAGGAGGAUCGCCGGGAAGCUUCUUUCAAGCGCAGGAAGCUUCAAAACGAGGCCUACUCGAGGAACGGGCAAAAUGGCGCGUCCUCCAAGAUCAACGGACAUGCAGACCCGUCCAAGGGCCUGCAUCUCUUCCCCAUUGCAGCGCAGACUGCGAACUCGACAAACAAUCUCACCGUCACGCACGACAUGGUAGUCAGCCGCGGCGCGGUCCAAGAUGCGACGCUUGCCAAUAGGGGGGCUGCCAGCGUUAUCCGAGAUCGACUUCGCGCCGGGACGGCCAAAGUCGAAGACGCAUCCAGCGCCCCAGCGGACGCCUCAACGGACACAGUGGCAGAUGCUCCAGCAGAUGCUGCAGUCGACGCCCCAGCAGACGUCCCAGCAGAUAGCGCUCAGCAGACUCUCCCUUCGUCUCUUGGAAAGAGAAAGGCCCCGGAUUCCGAUGAGGUCGCCAACUCUUCUUCGGCCGAAUCAUCGAGCAACAAGCCCGUGGCACCACAAGAGGCUGAGCCGGUUGACAAUGUUCGUCUCUGGGAAGAUGGCUACGAAGAUCGCUAUUACCAGCAGAAGUUUGGCAAAGAUCCGCAAGACAUUGAAUUUCGCCACAAAGUAGCUCACGCAUACGUGGAAGGGUUGGCGUGGGUGUUGUUGUAUUACUUCCAAGGGUGCCCAUCCUGGGAGUGGUAUUAUCCUUACCACUAUGCCCCCUUUGCCGCUGACUUCAAAGAUCUCGCAAAGAUGGAAAUCAGCUUCGAGAAGGGACGAGUUUCCAGGCCGUUUGAACAACUGAUGAGCGUCCUGCCAGCGGCUUCUCGCCACGCUCUCCCCGAGGUAUUCCACGAACUCAUGACAGAGAAAGACAGCGAGAUCAUCGACUUCUAUCCUGAGGAAUUUGAGAUUGACCUCAAUGGAAAGAAGAUGGCAUGGCAGGGUGUGGCUUUGCUUCCAUUCAUCGACAUGAAGCGCCUCCUCAAGGCUGUACAAAGCAAGUAUCCGCUUCUAAGCCCAGACGACAUUGCACGAAACACGAUUGGCAAGGAUGUCUUGAUACUGUCCGACAAUCACGAGGGCCUCUACGACGACAUCUUGACCACAUUCUAUUCCAAGAAGCAGGACCGCUCAAGGCUCACCAUUAACCCAGCAAACAGCAAUGGCUUGGCAGGAGAAAUCGAAAAGCAGGAGGACUCGGUUCCUCACGGAGCCUUGCGCUAUCCGCUGGAGCGAAGAUCUAUGCCCGAUCUCGAUUACGACCAUUCCAUCAGCGUUUACUAUGACAUGCCCCAGGUAUCGCAAACCCACAAGUCAAUGCUAUUGCGCGGAGUGCGAAUGCCGCCUCCUGCCCUGACCAGGAGUGACAUUGAGGAGAUCCGAGGCAAAGCCAAUCGCGGAGGUCGCAACUACGGACGACCGUACGGCAAUAACAAUGGCCGACAACGCGGUGGUUAUUCUGGCGGCUAUAGAGACAACCGGGAGCCUUACAACGGGCGCGACAGGGACAACCAGCGCUUCCAGCAAUACCCCCCCAAUCAACCAUAUGGCAUGCCGCAACAGCCGCCUUUUGGCAUGCCGCCACAACCGCCUUUUGGCAUGCCACCACAACCGCCUUUUGGCAUGCCGCAACAACCGCCUUUUGGCGUACCGCAGCACGGUGGGUGGCAGCCGUCAACGGGGCCGGCGUUUGAUGGGAGAGGAGGCCCACCGUCAUACCCCAAUGCGCGAUACCAACAGGGCCGGUCUGACGGUAGGAAUGAGUAUCGCGGUCGGGGGAGGGGCGGAUAUAACUCCGGACCUCGGCCUCCCUAUCGCGGCGGCAACUGGCAAGGACGUGACCAUGCGUAA